Molecule: messenger RNA, 1866 nt
Organism: Drosophila pseudoobscura
Lineage: Eukaryota; Metazoa; Arthropoda; Insecta; Diptera; Drosophilidae
Gene: l(2)37Cd
Product: general transcription factor IIIC subunit l(2)37Cd
Exons: 4
Coding region: 100-1527 (475 amino acids)
Biological process (GO): transcription initiation at RNA polymerase III promoter
Cellular component (GO): transcription factor TFIIIC complex
Molecular function (GO): RNA polymerase III type 1 promoter sequence-specific DNA binding; RNA polymerase III type 2 promoter sequence-specific DNA binding
Source: RefSeq, a predicted model, not a curated record
UGCAAGGUGAGUUACCUAGAGAGGGAGGUCGAAAAAAGCCAUCCAAAAUGUCAGGCGGCGUGCUGAGAAUGUUUUAAAACCAAUUUAUUCCAACCAACUAUGUCGCGUCAGUUGAGUUUCAAUCCCCGUAAGGAAUAUGAAUUGAUUGAGUACCCUGGCCGUGUGGUCCAUCCGGACCGUAUGCUGGGCACCUUGGGCGGCAUUGUGAACGUUUCAAAAGUAUUGGGCGAUGAGGUAAAGCGACUGGAACUGCGCUUUCAUCCACAAAACCCCUACAAUAAGCCCGCCUUUGGAGAUUGCACAGACAAGACUGGCGUCCUGCUCUCGGUCACUGUGCGGCGGCAUAAGCGGGACAAGCUGCGACCUCCACAGUAUUUCGUUCACGUUCUAGGGCACUGCAGCCGCAGCUUCUCCUUUGAAUCGCUCUGUGACUUUCAGUACUUGCCGCUGUGGGCCACGCCACAGAGUGACAAUGGCCUCGCUGCGACGAAGCUCACGUAUGCCCUGGAGCAAACGCAGCCGACGGACGUGACCGACCUGGAGUUCUUCAAGCGCGGGCAGAGUCAGCUCCUUUGCCUGCCCGAGCUGUUUGCCCGUGUGGACCUUGUCCAUACGGGAAACUACCGCAUCGACGGCGCGGAGGAUGGCCUGCAGGAGGUACUGGGAGUGCUUACAAAGUCAACGUAUGACAGCUAUGAUGUGAUCUCAUUCAACAUGCAGGACACCUUUCCCACCCAGGCAGACGCGCAAAUUUUAAAACGCCUCAAGGUGAAGUACGUUUCCGAUGAACAAUUUGCACGCGUUCAGAAAUUAUUCGAUGAGUGCCCCAUAUGGACGCGCAUAGCUCUACUGUACGAGUCUGGCGUGGGCACCGACAAGCUCAAGUGCAUUAUACCGUCGCUAGCUUUUUACUUCAGCAACGGACCCUGGCGAACGCUGUACGUGCGCUAUGGCUACGAUCCGCGCAAGGAUUUCAACAGUCGGCACUACCAGACCUUUGACUUUCGCCUGCGCUUUGGCACUGGAGUCUCCGAGUUUGUCUACUCCAGGAAGUCGGCCAAACUGAAAAUGACCUCUGCUGCUGCGGCCGAGGAGCCAAAGUGCGAUCUUGUCCAGAAUAUCGACUAUCCCUACUUCGACGAGCACAAGUUGCCCCGCUCCAGGCAGUGCAUGCUUCGCUACUGCGACGUCCGCAUCCAAAAAAUUCAGGAUAUGCUGGAGAAGAUUCCCACCCCCCUUACUGGCGCCAUUUGCAACGAACGCACCGGGUGGCUCCCUCCCAGCUUCGAUGCUCAGGUGAGACAGAUUGUCUGUGCCACCAUUAGCGACCUGUUGCGCAGCCAUUACCGCAAGGAGCACCUAAUGGCCGAGGUUGAGGCGGUGCCACAGGCCGAUGAGGAGGACGAUGGCGAAGAUGAGGAGACUCAGGAAGAGGACAUGGAGCUUGACGACUCCCAGACAAUGAACAGCUCCGAGAACUACGUGGACAAGGACAUCGAACAGCUGUUCGAUAAUAUCACGAGCUGAUUCGGAUCCGGUGGCUGCCUUUUUAUAUUUAUUUAGUAAAGUCAAUAAAGUCUUUCCAGAAAGCAGAAUACGAAGGCAUACAUUCUCAAGGCGAAACGAUCGUCCAAGCGUCUGGCGUCUUUACAUAUAUGAAGCAUCAAAGAGGGGCAAAAUGCGCAUUAAUUAAGUAUUAUGCAUUCCCCUGAUCGGAUACUUGAAAUGCAGGAGGAUGAUGACGAGCAGGACAUUUCUGGGCAAAGACGACAUUCAGACGAUAAAUAUUCAACAAUUUUCUUUGAUUUAAUUAUGUUUUCCGGAUGGUGAGAAGAAUGAGAAUGAGUUCAAAUCAGUAUAAAAUUA